AAGAAAAUAUAUUUAAGGAAUGGAGGUUCUUGUUUUCCCGCAGGAUUUUUAAUUCACAAUUUUUUUUUUGUUGCUUUAAAACAAUUACAAAUUACACAAAAAAUUCCAAUGCCUUGUUAGAUAUAAUACUUAACAACUUAACUCAAUUAUUUAUAUAAGUAAACUAUAUAAAAAUGCUACCGUCAACAGGUUUAUUUAAAACAAUUAUUUGUCCAUUCUAUCACGGCGGCGAAGGCGUCUCAUGUUUACGACCUUACUGUCAUUUUAAACAUGUUCGUAAAGAUGAUCCAAAUGCUGAAACAACAAAAGCUCCCGAAUACACAGCUUCAACAAAACAACCCAAAUUACUAACACUCACCGAACCUGCACCAAAAAAGAAAAAAUUAGAAUACACUCCCAAUGAACCGGGAAUUAAUAUUAGGAAGAAGUCAUCUUCUUCAAAUAAGGUAAUCAUUGAAACAAAUGCUCCAGUUUAUGUUCCAUCGGAAUCAUUGCAAACUACUGCCGCAAAUAUUGCAAAUAUUGAUUUAAAUGAUUGCGAUGAAGAACUUAAUGAAUUAUCUGGAAUUAUUGAUGAUGAUCAAUUCGAGAAAGAUGAUGAAACUCCAUCUCCGACAAAAGAAAAGGUAAUUGAAAUAAAAAAAGAACCUAAUUUGUCUCCGUUGCGAAUUGAAGAGGAAACUCGUCCUUCUUCUGAUUCAGUUGUAGUUAAAACUGAACCUUUAGAUGAAGUAAUUACUAUUAAAAAAGAACCUUUAGAUGAGGUUAAGAUUAAAAUUGAAAAAGAAAAUCCUCCGAGUGAGGUGAAAAUUGUAUCAAAGGAAGUUUCUUCCAAAACAAGUAGUAAUCGAUCCCAUCGUGAGAAUGGUGUAUCUUCGUCUUCUUCUCGUUCCAAACAUAAGAAAAGUAGCAAGGAACGGGAAAGUAGUAGUAGGAAACAUACCUCAUCUAAAGAAAGUCGUUCUAGCAAAGACAAAACGACAGAGAGGGAUAAAAAAGAAAAGGACCAUGAGAAAAAGGACCAUGAUAAAAAAGAGUCUGAAGAGAUUCGUUCCAAAAAGGACCAUGAUAAGAAAGAGUCUGAAGAGAUUCGUUCCAAUAAAGAAAAGAUUAUAGAUAAGCAAAUAAAGAAAUCAUCCUCAUCUUCAACAUCGAAUGGGCAUCAUCGACAUUCUUCGUCGUCGUCAUCGUCAUCACAUCACAAGCACAAGUCUUCUUCGACUUCUUCAAACAGUCUUUCAGAGACCAAAGAUCGAAGUAAAAAAGUCAGUACUCAUAAAACCUCAUCAUCAUCGAAUAAACCCCAUUCAUCAUCCAGUUCAACAUCAUCAAAGCCAAUUCCUAAAAAGGACUCUGCGCAAGAAAUAAGUCCAAUUAAAAAACCAUCACUUCCACCACCAAUAACAUCGAAUGAUGAUAAUAAUCACUUUGAUGAUUUAGGAUUAGAAAAUUUAGAACAAUUAUUUCCAACAUCUGAAGAAGAUAUACGAAAAGAAUGUGAAAUGAUUUAUGAUCAAGUUGAACAACAAUUUGCAUCUAUGCAUAAAUCUGGAUCACCAGAGCCGCCGACUCCAUCGAAAAGAAAAGUUUCAUGUGAUGAGGAGGAUGAGAAAUAUCCAGGAUUGUUGCAGCAGAAGAAGAGGGUGGCUAGGGAGAAUUCGAUAAAUGCAAAACCAUUAUUUCAGAUUCCUGCGAGGAAACCAAGUCAUAUGCAAAAUGCAAUGAAGUCCGUUUAUAACCGCCAAGAACAAGUUAGAAAAGCGCAAGAAGAAAAAGCUGCCGCUAUAAAAGAAGCUGAAGAGAAAGUACGCGAGGCAAAUGAAGCCUUACGCAAAAUUCAACAAAAGGAAUUAACACCGAUAAUACCAAAAAGUUACCUACAACCAUCCAAACCUAGUGGUCGAACAAUAACCCCAGUUGCAAAUAUUAUAGCACUCGAAAGAGCUAGGAAAAAAGUUGAAGAAUUAAAAGCUGAACGAAUGCGUGCAUUUACGCCUUCUCAAACUGCACCAAAAACAACUGGUCGAGUUGCACAUAUAUCAACAAAUGCAACAAAGGUUGUUCCACCAAAACCUCCAGUACUUGAACCAGAAUCCACAAAAAUUUCCUACAAUAUUCGUAUGCAAUACUAUGAGAUUAUGGUUAAACAUUGCAAUGCAAUUUAUCCAAAUACAGCAGAUGCAUGGGAUCGGGCCCAAUCUGAAGAGUUGGCUGUAUUUAAAAAGUGUAGCACUCCUGUUAUAUACAAAAAUAGCGCUAUGUUAGCAAUAAACAAACUUAGAAAAGAAUCUAUAGAAGCAGGAAAUAAAACCCCAGACAGUAAUAAGGUCAUAUCGCAUGAAGUUAUUUUAGCUGGCAAGUUGGCUAAAAGUACUUCAUGGAGUGUCGCUAAAAAAAUAAAAAAAGAAUCAUCACUAAGUGGAGAACCGUUUGAUAGAUUACCAGGUGAUAAGGCCUACGAUAUGAUUUAUGAGCUUCGACUCACAGAUGAACAACUGACAUCAAAUGGUUAUCCAAGACCAGGCCUAGUGAAUGGAACAGCAAUUAUUUCAAAUACAAGAACACAAAUUCGUCGUCAUAAUGAAAAUGAAAGAUAUUGCCGACGUUGUUCCAAGGUAUUUGAUUUGUCAAUGUAUGAUUCACCAGCUGUAGAUGAGUGCAACUAUCAUCCAAAGAGUACAGGUUAUAGAAGAGGUUUCGCUGAUAAUCAACACAGAUGCUGCCAACAACCAGCUGGUACACCGGGUUGCUCUUACGCCAAUUAUCAUGUUUCUGAAGAAAUAAAUGUAGACAGUCUCAAAGGUUAUAUGACAACAAUAGAUAAAGGCGAAGAUUAUGUAUCCACCAAAAAGGAUAUCUAUGCCUUGGAUUGUGAAAUGUGUUAUACAACUCAUGGAAUUGAACUAACACGUGUAACAGUAGUUGAUAUCAAUGCUCGUACUGUCUAUGAUGCCUUAGUUAAACCUGAUAAUAAAAUUGUAGACUAUAAUACAAUAUACUCAGGUAUUACUGAACAAAUGAUGGAAAACGAAACACGAUCCUUGCGGGACGUACAAGGUAUUCUCUUAUCGAUGUUUCAUUCAAAAACAGUGCUUAUUGGCCACAGUCUAGAGAGUGAUCUUAAAGCAUUGAAAUUAAUUCAUAGUGUAGUUGUGGACACCUCAGUUUUGUUCCCUCACAAAAUGGGACCGCCUAAGAAAAGAGCACUCAAAACAUUAUGCAUUGAGAAUUUAAAACGAAUUAUUCAAGAAGAUGAAGCCGGACACGACAGUGCCGAAGACGCAGAGGUUUGCAUUCAGUUGGUUAAAUUUUAUCUAAGAAAUCGCAUCAGUUGAACCUAAUUUAAUAAAAAAACAAUAAUAUUUAGUUUUAAAAUAAGUUCAUUAAUAAUAUCAAUCUUAUUAUUUAAGUGGUGAGAAAUAAUUUAUUUGCUUAAAAUAAUAUUUUUGUUUUAAGAUUUGCUUA
This is a messenger RNA of Episyrphus balteatus (marmalade hoverfly), 3465 nucleotides long. Its product is annotated as RNA exonuclease 1 homolog. Gene Ontology annotation, molecular function: nucleic acid binding; metal ion binding; exonuclease activity. Bases 174 to 3335 code for a protein of 1053 amino acids. The record is from RefSeq and is a predicted model, not a curated record. NCBI's taxonomy places the organism in Eukaryota, Metazoa, Arthropoda, Insecta, Diptera, Syrphidae. Gene Ontology annotation, cellular component: nucleus. The transcript is spliced from 12 exons.